CGCAACGACUUCGCGACAUACCAUUUCCAUUUCCAUCGACUUGAAUCAGCGCCCAGCAUCGGAAUCGAGCGCUUCUAUAUCUGCGGUCUCUCGUUGCGUCUAGGAACUGGAGGGGAACAUACGCUGGUGGAUAGUGAACUCAGGGCUGCGGUGGUUCAGUCUUUUGCUUUGUGGUGGAGGAACCAACAAUCUCAGAUCAUCAUUCUCAUUGCACACGCAGUACUACUGCUCUGCGAUCCUGUACAUCUUUUUCUUUCUCUCAGAGCUUGUCGUGUCACCAGGGUUAUCUCCAGUGAUUGCAAUCAGAUUUGAUUUGAACUCGUUCUCUUGAACGGAAAAAGAAGAAGAAGAAGACUGAUCUCUGCAUCGGUCGCAAUCAAUCAUUUGUUCCCCCUUCACUCCCCUUUCGAUAGCUGAGCACUUUCUUGCGUCCCUUAAGUGCAUCGAAGUAGCUUUUCUGCUUCUUCUACAGUCUCGUCUCCGAAACACAUUCACCAGUUCGACUUACCUCUCGACUUGACACGAUGUCGUCCUCAGUGUUUUUCAAGUUCAAGUCCCAAAAAGAACCCCAGCAGAUCAAGUUCGAUGGUACUGGUAUCUCGGUCUUUGAGCUCAAGCGUGAAAUUAUUAUCACCAGCCGUUUAGGUGAUGGUACAGACUUCGACUUGGACAUAUUCGAUGAAGACGCCAAAGAAAAGUACGAUGACGAUACUGCAAUAAUCCCCCGUUCCACAUUGGUUACUGCGCGCCGAGCUCCCGCUGCGAAGAAAGGGGCUGGAAGAGCCGCAAGAUACGUGACAGGUAAAAUGCCCGUAAAUGCGAAGAACUCAUCUCGCAAGGAACAAGGAAAGCAAUCUACCAAGUCAAGCACAACAAGCAAUGCUAUUGCCCAGAUGAACAACGCCUCCAUGACCGAAGAGCAGCGGAUGGCGGCCAUGUUCCAGGCUCAGAGCGAGCAGUGGAACGAUCAAUUACAGGAAAUGGGAAAACAAACCAAAGUUUUCCAUCACAAUACCCAUAAGAAGACCUCCGAGAACGAGCCACCUCCAGGAUAUGUCUGCUACCGUUGUGGCGAAAAGGGGCAUUGGAUUAAGGAGUGUCCUACGAACGACGACCCUAAUUACGAGAACAAACCCCGGAUCAAGCGUACUACCGGUAUCCCAAGAUCGUUUUUGAAGACGGUCGACAAGCCGGUGUUAACUGGUGAUGGGGAGGAUGCGAAGCCACCUUCUGGUAUCAUGGUAAACGCGGAGGGCCAAUUUGUCAUUGCAGAGCCAGAUAAGGCAUCAUGGGAACAAUUUCAGGCGAAGACCAAGUCAUCUGCUGCCGCGCAAAAGGCUGCUGCGUUAGGAGACAAGGAGUUGCAGGAUAGGGGAUUGGAGUGUUCGAUCGACAAGAGAAUAUUCAUAGACCCAAUGAAGACGCCGUGUUGUGAGAAGACAUUCUGCAAUGAAUGUAUUACUAAUGCGCUCAUCGAGAGCGACUUCACUUGUCCUGGCUGCCAGACUGAAGGAGUGUUGAUUGAUGAUCUUAAGCCUGAUACCGAGACAUCUGCAAAGAUUAAGGUCUACUUGGAAGAGAAAAACAGCGCCGCCAAAGUCGAGAAACAACGCUCAAAGAGUCCAAGCGUGAAACUCGAAGCCGAACCCGAAGCCAAGACAAAGUCAAAGUCACCAAGUCCCAAUCCCAGUACCAAAGACAAGUCGAAGUCACCACCAACAUCGACCUCUACCCUCAGCCUUAAUCCGGCACCUGUAAAGUCUGAAAACUCUAAGAAACGCCCAGCCGACGAGCUACUGGAAAAUCCAAAGAUUCCCAAAGGACCGAAAGCAAUGCAGCAACAGGAAGCACAGAAGCAAGCCAUGCAGCAGCAGCAACAACAACAACAACAGAUGAUGAACGGAAUGAAUGGCUUCCCCAACAUGCCCUUCAUGCCACCAAACUUCUAUAACGGCAUGCCAAACAUGAUGAAUAGCUAUGGUAUGGGUAUGCAGAAUCCUAUGAUGAUGAACCCCAUGAUGAACAUGAAUGGCAUGAAUGGCAUGAACGGCAUGAACGGCAUGAACGGUAUGAAUGGCAUGAAUGGGUUCGGUGGGUUUCCAAACAUGUAUGGUGGUGGCUACCCUAACAUGGGCAACAACAUGGGUAACAACAUGGGCAAUAUAGGCAUGAUGAACGGCGCUGGUCAUAUGGGUAAUGGAACCCAAGCUAAUGGAGCCGGUCCUGGUAUCGGAGGAAACAAUGGUCCUGCAGUCGCUAACGGAGCCGCUGUACAAGCUGGCCAAUUUCCAAAUCAGCAAAAAACCAUCUUUUCAGAACCGCUACCCAAUGAAGAGGACAAUGCAUACUUUCGCAAACCGGUCAACCCACAUCGUCAUAAUGGUCGCCAACGUAGAGCUAGACCUAGUGAUUACCGCGAGCUGUAGUUGAGAUCACCUCCUACCUUUACGUGACCACAAUAGGCCGGCGUUACUUCCCAUUUUUGUAUAAUGCAUUCAACUCUUCGCUUCUCACCAACACUUCUUAAUGUAUCUCCCUCACGAGGUUGAGAUACAUGGUACAUACAUUCACAUAAAACAAUACAUACACUACCCGGCAGGCAUAUUUUUGGACAACAUAUCGACAUGGCACAAGGCGUUUACGGAGGAGAGUUUGUGGUUUUGGUCUGGGUUCUUGGCAUUUUGUGCAACAGGGAGCAGUUCUCGGUCCCCGGUUCAUGGUGUUGGAGGGAACUUCGCCGUGUACUGGAAAACUGGCAUGAUGGGAUUUCUCAUCACUCGCAUGCAUUCGGAGGGAUAUCAUAGCAAGGUCAUUGGCGCAUGCAUGGAUAUGAAGAGUCAAUUUUCUUUUGUUUUGAUGGCCGGCUCUCUUUUGCCUGGCUACAUUGCGCUGGGAAGGAAGGAUUGGAGACGGGAUUACUAGGGCGCAGAUACGUCAACAACAGUAUAAGACUCGCUAGGCUAGAUAGGCAGCGAAUCGUUACAUACUUCUAAAUUCUUACACUCUCUGAUAGCGUGACAUUGAACGAGACUACUUUUUCCUGAUGACUUGAUGGGACAGAGCUGCCUAAAUUGUCUCAAGUGAGACCAAGAAGUUCAAGGAGCUCAUGCAUCCUCCCGAUAAUGUCGACUUGCUUUCCAUCCACCAUCUUGCUCCCCUUCUCCACCCCAUCCUCGUACAAUACUGCUUUGAAUCCAACCCCCAAUGCCCCCUUGACAUCAGCCUCAACAUCAUCACCCACCAUCCACACUUCUGCCUCUUCUUCCACUCCCUCAUCACCGUCUCUCAUACCACUACUACCACCUAUUAUCUCAACUGCCCUCUCAAAAAUCCUCCUAUCAGGCUUACAAACCCCCACCUCCUCCGACGUAAUCAAACAAUCCACCAACUCCCUCACACCAAUAACCCGCGCCUUCUCCUCUUGCUCCUCAGCCUGUCCAUUCGUCACUAUCCCUACUUUCCAUCCCAUCUUUCUCAACCUCUUCAAGACAUCCCAACUCCCGUCGGUAGCGACACGAUUAACACGAUAUGCCUCCUUGUACACAUCCCUGAAUUCUUGAACUUGUUCCGAGGAUGGAGCGGGAAGGUCUAAAGCGUUGUAGAAGAGUUUAAUUUUCAGAGCGUGGGUUUCUGGGAAUGUGAUUUGGUGGGUGAGGUACUGGUUGUAGGUUGUUUGGAGGGAGGCGUUGUAGGUUUUUCGGAGGUGAAGGAGGGGGAUGGUGG
Messenger RNA from Cadophora gregata, 3723 nucleotides. RefSeq lists its product as uncharacterized. Gene Ontology annotation, biological process: protein ubiquitination; ubiquitin-dependent protein catabolic process; mRNA processing. The coding region runs from base 525 to 2426 and encodes 633 amino acids. NCBI's taxonomy places the organism in Eukaryota, Fungi, Ascomycota, Leotiomycetes, Helotiales, Ploettnerulaceae. The transcript is spliced from 3 exons. Gene Ontology annotation, molecular function: nucleic acid binding; zinc ion binding; ubiquitin protein ligase activity. Gene Ontology annotation, cellular component: nucleus. The record is from RefSeq and is a predicted model, not a curated record.